AUGCAUCCUUUCCUUCUGACCUACCCUGCGUUCCUCACUCCUUCAGUCUCAGCUUUCACCAAGAAACCAAAGACUCAGACGGCUGAGAUUGGGGCAACGGUCAUAUUUGAAGCAGAGACUGAGAAGACUGAUGUAAAAGUGAGAUGGCAGCGAGACUCCAAGGACAUUGCAUCCAGUUACAAAUACACCAUCUCAGCGGAGGGCAAUAUGCACUCUCUCACCAUAAACAAUAUAGUUCAGGAGGAUGCAGUGGGAUAUGCUGUUAUUGCUGGGGUGUCAAAGGUCAAAUUUGAAUUAAAGAUAAAAGAAUCAGAAGUGAAGGAAGCACAAAAAGCUGUAUCCCCAGACCCUGCCGUUGCAGAACCUAAGCCUGAAGAACCUAAAAAGGCUCCACCAGCACCUACUGGAAGCUCAGCCUCGGACACCAGUGGAACCGUGUCAGAUGGCUCAGCAACUGAAGGUCUGCUUGAGAGUCAUCAGCCUGACACAAGGCAGGACCUUACUGGUCUCUUCACUGAAAAGCCUCAAAGUGGGGAGGUAAAUGUAGGUGAGAACAUUACUUUUGUUGCUCGGGUGUGUGGUGAAUCUCUGCUGAAGAAGCCCACAGUAAAAUGGUUCAAAGGAAAGUGGAUGGAUCUGGCCAGCAAGUCAGGAAAGCACCUGCAACUCAAAGAGCACUAUGACCGCAACUCUAAGGUGUACACCUUCGAGAUGCAUAUCAUUGCAGCUAAAGCCAACUUUGCUGGAGCUUAUCGUUGUGAGGUCUCCUCUAGAGACAAGUUUGACAGCUGCAAUUUUGACCUGGUAGUACAUGAGGCACGUACAACAGAUGGGUUUGAUAUUCGCACUGCAUUUAGACGCACUAGCACAGAUGCAGGUGAAGACUCAGGAGAACUGGACUUCAGUGCUUUACUGAAAAAGAGAGAAGCUGUUCAUGUGAGCACAGAGCCUGAGGUAGACGUAUGGGAAAUCCUCCAGAAAGCUCCACCAUCAGAGUAUGAAAAGAUUGCCUUCCAGUAUGGAAUCACAGACCUGCGGGGGAUGCUUAAGAGACUCAAAAAAAUGAAAAAAGAAGAGAAGAAAAGUGCAGCAUUUCUGAGGAAGCUGGACCCAGCCUACCAAGUCGAAAAGGGACACAAGAUCAAACUGCAAAUUGAAGUGGCCAAUCCAGAUGCAGAGGUUAAAUGGCUAAAAAAUGGACAAGAGAUACACCCAACUGGAAGCAAGUACAUCUUUGAGAGUGUAGGCAACAAACGCUUCCUCACUAUCAACAACUGCACUCUGGCAGAUGAUGCUGCUUAUACGUGCAUGAUUGGAGAUGAGAAGACCGUCACUGAGCUCUUUGUUAAAGAGCCUCCUGUUCUGAUCGUACGUAACCUAGAGGAUCAGAUGGUUAUGAAGGGAGAACGAGUAGAGUUUGAGUGUGAAGUGUCUGAAGAGGGGGCUCAAGUCAAAUGGUACUUCAAAGAGAAACAGCUAGAGGUCUAUCAAAACAUUGCUGACCUGACGGUGAAGGCCAAAGACCAGGCUGUGUUCAAAUGUGAAGUUUCUGAUGAGAAUGUGAAAGGCAUCUGGUACAAAAAUGGAGUGGAGGUGAAACCUGAUGCCAGAACUCAUAUCACACACAUUGGCAGGAUUCAUAAACUGACCAUUGAUGAGGUAAAGCCAGAGGAUGAGGGUGACUACACCUUCGUUCCUGAGGGCUAUGCCUUCAAUCUCUCUGCCAAGCUCAACUUUUUAGAGGUCAAGAUUGACUUUGUUCCUCGCCAAGAUCCUCCCAAGAUUCAUCUGGACUGCAUGGGCCGCACCGCUGAGUCCACAAUCUUGGUUGUGGCUGGAAACAAACUGCGACUAGAUGUACCAAUUACUGGAGAUCCUGCCCCCACUGUGGUUUGGACAAAAGGAGAAAAGGGUAGCUUUAAGGAGGGAGAGUCGCGACCUGAACCAAGGCAUACAUGGACAGUGAAGAACGGUGAAGUGCUGACAGACUCAGAUGGGCGUGUCCAUGUGGAGAGUACCAAAGGCCAUUGUAUCUUUACCAUUGAGGGGGCGGAGCGUCAGGAUGAGGGCGUGUACUCUGUCAUUGUACGCAAUCCUGCUGGAGAGGAUACAGCUGACAUUAAUGUCAAAGUUGUUGAUGUGCCAGACCCACCUGAAGCUCCCAGAAUCCUUAGUGUCGGUGAAGAUUCAUGCAUUGUUCAAUGGGACCCCCCACUCUUUGAUGGUGGCCAGCCAGUCAUAGGGUACGUUCUUGAAAGGAAGAAGAAAAAGAGCUAUAGAUGGAUGAGACUCAAUUUUGAUCCUUAUAAAGAGACCACAUAUGAAGCCAAGAGAAUGAUUGAGGGUGUAGCCUACGAAAUGCGUGUUUACGCAGUAAACACCAUCGGCAUGUCACGCCCCAGUGCUGCCUCCCAACCAUUUGUGCCAGUUGCUCCGACCAGCGAGCCCACUGGCCUGUGUGUGGAUGACAUCAGCGAUACCACCAUCUCUCUGAAAUGGAGGGCUCCAGAGAGGAUAGGCUCAGCUGAACUCGAAGGCUAUGGGGUUGAGUACUGCAAAGAAGGCUCUGAUGAAUGGAUUCCUGCAUUUUCGGGUCUCACAGAAAGAACCACUGUGAUCGUCCAUGACCUGCCAACUGGAGAGAAGAUGCAGUUCCGCGUGAGGGCUUAUAACAUGGCAGGCCCAAGCCUUCCUGCCACAUUGCAACAAGCAGUCACCAUCCGUGAAAUCAUGCAGCGACCCAAAAUCUGGCUCCCCCGUAACCUCCGCCAGACACUCAUCAAGAAAGUAGGAGAAAUGAUUAACCUGGUAAUCCCCUUCCAGGGUAAACCACGACCUCAAGUGACCUGGACAAAGAACGACGAGCCUCUGGACCCUAAGCAGGUCAGCAUACGAAACAGCGACACUGAUACCAUCCUCUUCGUCAGGAGAUCUGAGAGAAAGGAUUCUGGGAAGUAUGAAGUUCAAGUGCAAAUUGAGAAUGUGGAGGACAGGGCCAGUGUGAAUAUACAGAUUGUUGACCUGCCAGGCCCACCCCAAAAUUUAAAGGUGAUAGAUGUUUGGGGCUUCAACGUUGCCCUGGAGUGGAAACCACCCAAGGAUAAUGGCAACUGUGACAUCACAGGCUACACCAUCCAGAAGGCUGAUAAGAAAACCAUGGAAUGGUACAACGUGUACGAGCAGUAUCGGCGCACUAACUGUGUGGUCUCAGACCUGAUCAUGGGGAAUGAGUACGUGUUUCGUGUGUAUGCCAUGAAUAUGGUGGGUCUGAGUCCAGAGCCUUGCCUCUCCAAAGACAGCGCCUACAUCCAGAAAACAGGCAUUGUGUACAAGCCUCCUUCCUACAAAGAGCAUGAUUUCUCUGAGGCCCCCAAGUUCACACAUCCUCUCGUGAGUCGCUCAGUUAUUGCUGGAUACAAUGCUACACUCAGCUGCUCCGUAAGAGGCAUCCCAAAGCCUAAAAUCACAUGGUACAAAAACAAGAUGGACAUUACAAAUGAGGCCAAGUACCGCAUGUUCAGCAAUCAGGGUGUGCUGACUCUGGAGAUCCGUAAGCCGUGUCCAUUUGAUGGAGGUGUGUACAUGUGUAAGGCGGUCAACGACAGCGGAGAAGACGUAGUAGAAUGCAAACUGGAAGUUCGCUCUCAAGUCACAAAAGAAGACAUCAAGAAAUGAGAGAGACGUAAUGGGUUUGGAGAAACUGUGACACUUGUCCUCUUUCUGUCUUCUGUCCUGAAACUGAUCCCAUGACAUGUCCGUGAUCAAAUGACAGAGCAAAGAAAUCUUUCAGCGGUUUUCUUCAUUUGCUUGUGCUCCCCAUUUCUCACUCACAUCCCACGGUCUGUGCUUAGGUGUGAUUUGCUUUUCUUUAUUGCUUGUGUUCAUUUAGUUUCAUUUCAUGUUGUAUUUAAGAUCUAUGCUGUAGGGCCUAGUGACUCAGUAUUUUCCUUCCACAUGUGAUGUUAUGCAAAACAUGCUAAAUAAAGCUAAGAGUUUUGUUGAUGC
Molecule: messenger RNA, 4005 nt
Organism: Sinocyclocheilus rhinocerous
Lineage: Eukaryota; Metazoa; Chordata; Actinopteri; Cypriniformes; Cyprinidae
Product: myosin-binding protein C, cardiac-type-like
Exons: 31
Coding region: 1-3675 (1224 amino acids)
Biological process (GO): sarcomere organization; ventricular cardiac muscle tissue morphogenesis
Cellular component (GO): M band
Molecular function (GO): myosin heavy chain binding
Source: RefSeq, a predicted model, not a curated record